Hibiscus syriacus is the source of this 992-nucleotide messenger RNA. RefSeq names its product ethylene-responsive transcription factor ERF113-like. The record is from RefSeq and is a predicted model, not a curated record. The transcript is spliced from 2 exons. The coding region runs from base 26 to 742 and encodes 238 amino acids. NCBI's taxonomy places the organism in Eukaryota, Viridiplantae, Streptophyta, Magnoliopsida, Malvales, Malvaceae. Gene Ontology annotation, biological process: regulation of DNA-templated transcription; ethylene-activated signaling pathway. Gene Ontology annotation, molecular function: DNA binding; DNA-binding transcription factor activity.
AGCUUCAUGGCCUGAAUCAGAUGAUAUGACGGCCAUGGUUACUGCUCUUACUCGAGUGAUAAGAACCGAUGAACAUCAGCAGCAGCAGUUUACCUUCCCACAAUCAUCAUCAUAUCCCUCAUCAGCACCCCAAUCUGCGGUGAAAGAAGUCCCUGCAGUUCAAGAUCAAGAGAGCACGAGGAAAAAACAUUACAGAGGAGUAAGGCAAAGGCCAUGGGGCAAAUGGGCAGCUGAAAUUCGUGACCCGAAGAAAGCAGCUCGAGUGUGGCUUGGCACUUUCGACACAGCUGAAGAUGCAGCCCUUGCAUACGAUAGAGCUGCUCUCAAGUUUAAAGGCACCAAGGCAAAGCUAAAUUUCCCUGACCGUGUCCAAGGGAAUAAGGAGGUGAACAAUUUAACCGGUCCCGGAGAUUCGAGCACGGUCCGUUCCGAACAAAAUCCUACGCCUGUAAUGGAGCCUUCAUCAUGGUCGACUCAGGAUUCUUACCCUCACUUGUAUCAAUACGCUCAGCUGCUUUCAAGUAGUAAUGAUGCCGAUAUCUCGUAUUACACUUCCAAUCUCUUCAGCUUCAAUCAAGAGCCUUUAUCUCCUCAAUUCUCUUCAAUGUCAGCAUCAUCCACUCCCCCAUCAUCACAGUACUACCACCCGGACCUUACAAGAUUUUCCACAAACUACGACAGCUCGUCGAUAUAUCCUCGGCAAUACGGGAAAGACUUCGAUCCUAGUAACAGAAAUCAAUAGAGAUAUAUAACUUCUCAAGUUCGUACAUCUAGUUUCGAGAGGACAUGUGCACCAAGCAGUGAGAAAGAAUUCCCCAUUCCGAGCCCCUCGCUCCCUCCUUGAUGAUCUCUAUGCUCUUACUAAUUUCUUUUAUUCUUAUUUCAUGCAUGAUUUCAAUUGGUGCCACUCUUUCUAAAAGAAUUACAUUUGUAAACUGUAAUUCAGAUAUAUGAAAAUGAAGAGGGGGUAUGAUUCGUAUUUCAUAUGAGCA